AUUUUCCGCGAGGCAGGCACUAACAAGACUCGUGAUAUGGUGGUCAGUCUUUUCUAGGGCUGACAAAACUUUAUAGAAUCAAGCACUGUGGUGAAGAUGAAGCUAGUUCAUGUAUCCGUUACAGUUACUCUGGUGGGUAGACUUUUUGGGGUCUCCAACGCCUUAAUGUGUACGCCGGAGGUGUGCCAGAGGUGCUGUGCUCCCGUAGCUACAGGAUGUGCCCCUGCCUUCCAACAGACUGAACAGGGUUUCCUGGUGUCCGAUUACACUUUUUGUCAGGAGUGUGAAUGCGAUGACCCGGGAAACGGUUGCGGCUGGUUAGCAUACGGCACGGGGCGUAUGCAGUGCAGUUCGUGUGACUUCCUGCGACCCGUCGCGCAAAGACUUCCCGGUGCGGAGAUCUCUGGAUGCGGUACCGUUGCUCUCAAUGGGCAGAUCGUGUAUAACGACAUGCCGGAUACAACUCAAGCCCGACUUGGGUUUACAGUUUAGUUCA
Toxoplasma gondii ME49 is the source of this 496-nucleotide messenger RNA. RefSeq lists its product as hypothetical. The record is from RefSeq and is a predicted model, not a curated record. The transcript has 11 exons. NCBI's taxonomy places the organism in Eukaryota, Apicomplexa, Conoidasida, Eucoccidiorida, Sarcocystidae. The coding region runs from base 97 to 492 and encodes 131 amino acids.